AUGAUCCUUAACAAAGGUCGUCAUUUACAAUUCAGAUACCAAGGUCACCUGAAGGUAUUUUGGGUGGCACUCUUCCAGCCAGCCCUCACCUGGUGUGGCACUUUUCCAGCCCUCACCUGGUGUGGCACUCUUCCAGUCCUCACUUGGCAUGGCACUCUUCCAGGUCUCACCUGGUAUGGCACUCUUCCAGGUCUCACCUGGUGUGGCACUCUUCCAGGUCUCACCUGGUGUGGCACUCUUCCAGGUCUCACCUGGUGUGGCACUCUUCCAGGUCUCACCUGGUGUGGCACUCUUCCCAGGUCUCACCUGGUGUGGCACUCUUCCAGCCCUCACCUGGUGGCACUCUUCAGCCCUCACCUGGUGGCACUCUUCAGUUUUCACUCUGGCAGCACUCUUCCAGUCCUCACCUGGUUUGGCAUUCUUCCAACUCUGCAUCAUGUGGCACUCUUCCAGCCCCUCACUUGGCAUGGCACUCUUCCAGGUCUCACCUGGUGUGGCACUCUUCAGGUUUCACCUGGUGUGGCACUCUUCCAGCCCUCACCUACCGUGGCACUCUUCCAGCCCUCACCUGGUAUGGCACUCUUCCAGUUUUCACCUGGCAUGGCACUCUUCCAGUCCUCACCUGGUUUGGGUCUUCCAACUCUCACAUCGUGUGGCACUCUUCCAGCCCUCAGUUGA
Homarus americanus (American lobster) is the source of this 678-nucleotide messenger RNA. RefSeq lists its product as uncharacterized. The record is from RefSeq and is a predicted model, not a curated record. The transcript has a single exon. Bases 1 to 678 code for a protein of 225 amino acids. Lineage: Eukaryota; Metazoa; Arthropoda; Malacostraca; Decapoda; Nephropidae.